ACACUCGUUUAAUUCAAAGAACGGUAUUAUAAUUCACUGCAGUCGCACCAAAAAAUAAAAAACACUGCAACCAUCUUCGAAACACAUUAACUAACACUUCAAACCCUUGAACACGGUAACUCGAAGUCAUCUACUACGGUACUAUCGGAAUUGGCAUUUGAGUGCAUAAUUGAAGCUACAGCUCUUUGUUAGAGAUGGAAAGUCAAGAAAAUGAUGUGAAAAGUUCUCAGGUGGUGGAUGCUCGGGCAAGAAACAUCAGUCAUAAUGUACGGUGCACGGAAUGUGGUAGUCAGUCCAUUGAGGACUCUCAAGCUGACAUAGCUGUUUUACUUAGGAAGUUAAUUCGUGAAGAAAUUAAGUCUGGGAAAAGUGACAAGGAGAUCUACAAAAAGCUGGAGGACGAGUAUGGGGAAACAGUACUUUAUGCUCCAAAGUUUGAUAUGCAGACUGCUGCCUUAUGGCUAUCACCACUUUUAGUUGCUGGUGCAGCUGGAGGAAUUUGGGCUUACAACAAGCACAGGCAAAGGACCAAUGUGCACAUAAUGGCCUUAAACCUUAUUAGAGGAGUUCCAUUGACCCCCAAAGAGAAGCAGACCAUGUUAGAGAUUCUCGCACCUUCUGACCUUCAAGGAGCUACAGCUACUUCUUCCUCCCCUUGGUGGAGAAGGUGGCUUCACCGAUGAUGUGAAGUGCAUUUAAUUAUUAAAACAGAUGGCAGAACCUUAAAUAAGUAAAUAUCCGGGGAUCAGAAAAUAAUGCAUUGAGUGUCUGUUGAAGAGUAUUUGUACUUGCAGAACUAGAAUAUCACUGUAUUGUGUAUUAUUAUGUUCGCUGCUUAUACAAUAAGAGGUAUUCUUGGCCAACUUAAAUCCUCUGUGAAUAUCUUGGUUAGCAAUUUAUUUAUAUUAGAGUUUCCUCCUUCACCGUGAUGUAAAAAUUUGUUUCGUAUCCUUUUGAUUUUCUGCAAGUUAAAGUUAUGGUACUCCUGGGCUGACUAUGUA
Daucus carota subsp. sativus is the source of this 1001-nucleotide messenger RNA. RefSeq names its product cytochrome c-type biogenesis CcmH-like mitochondrial protein. NCBI's taxonomy places the organism in Eukaryota, Viridiplantae, Streptophyta, Magnoliopsida, Apiales, Apiaceae. The record is from RefSeq and is a predicted model, not a curated record. The coding region runs from base 195 to 683 and encodes 162 amino acids. The transcript is spliced from 4 exons.